AUGACGUUUUGUCCCGAAACAACUCGUCUUGACAAGGCGACUUCGUUGUGUUGCAAAAGUCGAGAGGAAAUUUAUUGCGCCCCACCAUUGGAGCUUGCCAACGACGGGAUUGCCUGCCCCGAUACUCAUCCCUAUAACGAGAGAAAAGGACUCUGUUGUGGCCCAGGACUAAUGCUGCUAAAGCAGGAGGCAAAGAAGAAGCCAAACAGUGAGCUGAGAUCGACAAGUCGGCCGGUUCAUCCGACAACGACGCCAAGAUUUGUCCCGGAGACAAACAAGGAGAAUUCAAGGGUCAUCUUCAGUACUGAGGAGACUCUAACUCGCCACGAAAUCGAGCAACUGAAUCGACAAGGGCUGGACAAACUGAAACGAGUGUAUGCGACAACGACAACCGUUGUACCACCGUUGCGUAGGCGGAAAAGUAAGAAGCACCCGCGACGGAAAAAGAAGCAUCGAAAGGUCAUCGAGAGCGAGGACUUUGACUGCGAUGACUUUGCAUUGCCGGGUAAGAAACGCAAUUUUUGAAAACAGUCCGUUCGCAGACUCUAGAGACUUCGCGAACGGACUAGUAACGUUUAGUCUCUGCUUCAUAUUUGAUUCAGGAUAACACUAAAUUUCCAGGCCGGCAGUCCGACUGCCCGUAUCGUCGUCAUCUCUGCCACAACAAAUCGUUCCACUCUAUUAUGCGAAAUCAAUGUCCAAAAACUUGUGGCUAUUGUAAUCGUCUGCCUGCGGUUGAGGAAGAAAACGUGAUCUACACAAGAAUAACGCCGCAAGACUUCAGCGAGGAAAUCGAUUGCGUUGACAAAGAGGAUGAAAAUGGGGUCUCGGAAUGCCCCAAGAACAAGUUGAAGUGCUUAGCCGGACCGUUUGUCCAUUUUAUGCAAAAAGAGUGCCCAGUUACGUGCGGAUACUGCAAGCGGUAUCUGAAGCGACGGGUGCUGCCACAUAGGGAAAUUGAUAGCCAAGAUUAUGAAUAUUUUUGA
Molecule: messenger RNA, 986 nt
Organism: Bursaphelenchus xylophilus (pine wood nematode)
Lineage: Eukaryota; Metazoa; Nematoda; Chromadorea; Rhabditida; Aphelenchoididae
Source: the annotation of a GenBank genome assembly